This is a messenger RNA of Homalodisca vitripennis (glassy-winged sharpshooter), 609 nucleotides long. RefSeq lists its product as uncharacterized. The transcript is spliced from 4 exons. Bases 1 to 609 code for a protein of 202 amino acids. NCBI's taxonomy places the organism in Eukaryota, Metazoa, Arthropoda, Insecta, Hemiptera, Cicadellidae. Gene Ontology annotation, cellular component: membrane. The record is from RefSeq and is a predicted model, not a curated record. Gene Ontology annotation, biological process: heme export. Gene Ontology annotation, molecular function: heme transmembrane transporter activity; heme binding.
AUGGUAGACAUUGUCGAGGAACUGGCUGCUGAUAAGAUAACUGGAAGAGCUGACGCUGGCACUGGCGGCGAUGGUCCUGGAGGAAAAUUCGGCCUGGAAAAACUGCCUGAUACAAAACAGAAAGACUGCUCUCUUGGAAUAGCAAUAGGUUUUCUGAUUCCGCCCAUACUGGUCAAGAAUAGCGAAGUGAUGGAGAGUAUUGGAGCUGGCCUCUCGACUCUCUUCUACUCAGUUGCUAUACUCACCUCAGUCUUGCUGGUUCUAAUAUUAAUCUUUUUCCAGGGUAAGCCACCUCUGCCCCCCAGUCCGGCACAAGCUGUGCAAACGCAACGCCGAGUCUGUGCCAUUCGCCACCUCUAUCAAACACCUGGCUACCAACCCGGCCUAUGUAUUGCUCUUGGUAUCGUACGGUAUCAAUGUUGGUGUAUUCUACGCAAUAUCCACUUUGCUGAACCAGAUCUUUGUGGCCCACUUCCCAGAGAUCUUCAGGACAUUGGUUUCUUAUUCACUGGACAAACAGUGACAGUGGCUUUCUGGCGCUCUCAGGAUCAGCUGUACCUGUUUGAUCCUCAUCCAGUAGAUGAGUUCAGAAAGCAUGAUUUUGGAUAA